This is a messenger RNA of Orcinus orca (killer whale), 6559 nucleotides long. RefSeq lists its product as uncharacterized. The transcript has 3 exons. Bases 4812 to 5825 code for a protein of 337 amino acids. The record is from RefSeq and is a predicted model, not a curated record. Lineage: Eukaryota; Metazoa; Chordata; Mammalia; Artiodactyla; Delphinidae.
UUAUGUUACAUAUAUUAUGCUGGGUAAUUCUGACUUAGCCUCAUUCUCCACUCCCAUUUGCUGCCACUUCUCCAAAUGAGCAUCACCCCAGGAUAAGCCCUGCCCUUAGUUGAGUCAGCCAUUCGUGCGCAUACUGUACUAGGGAAAGAUGGGGAGGGUGAGCCAGGACCUCUGCUAAGGACAAAGUUGUGGCACCAGGGUUGCCUUUUUAUUUGCAUAAAGGAAGGACUUGGGCUGUUUUGGAAUGGGCCUGCUGCCCUGCCCCUUCUCUAAGCCUCAGCAGCCUGGCACACAGUGAAACUAAGACCAGCACUGACUUCACCUGCUUGCUACUUUAGAACAAGAGGCUUUGGUCUCCCUUUGUCUUCCAUGGGAUCCUUACUUGACUGAGAAGUGGCUGAUAUUCUUGUGUUCUCCAAGCCCAGAUAGCCAAGAUCUGGGUGGAGUUGAGCAGCUGCCUCAGGAUCUGAAUCUGAGGGAUUCAGAUCCCAAAGGGAAAGAACUGGGGGAGCCAGGGGGCCCUGAUCUGCCCACAGCACAGUCAUCUGAAGGCCAGGGCCGGGGCCAGAACAGGAUUCCCCAGAGGGCCCCUUUGCCCCUCAGCACCCAGACCUUCAGUUUGUUUGUAAUAUAUCUACUUAUACGUCUGCUUGGAAGGAUCCCAGCUCCAGAGCUGGCCUUUCCCUCACACUCAUCUAUUGCCCUAGUUAUCUCCAUGAGUAGGGUUUCACCACCAGGUUGGGAUUUUCCUUACUGGUUCAACCCAUCCCUUGGGCAACUCCUCACAUGUUCAUUUGUACUUUUUGGCUCCUCCAGUUGCUUAAAACCCCAGUUGGACAACCUCGCCAGAGCCUGAGUUUCUAAAGCAGAGCGAAUGGAUAAUAAAACCUAAUUGAGCCAACUAAAAACAUUGAUAACUGAAAAUAGGCCCAAAGUGCAAGGAGACAUUGCCAUUUGAGAAGAGAGUUAAAGCCUGGGAGAUGGUAAACAUGGGAGGGGAUGUCUUUCCAGCCUUCCAGCUGGGGCAGUAGCAGCAUCAGGCCUCCCCAGGGACACACCUGAUGCUUUCCCACCGUCACAUUCCUCUGAGCCCCCUCUUCAGGAGUGGGUACCUGGGACGGCAAGGUCAAUCAAUGGAGCGUUCCAAGAGCCCGUUUGUUUUCUUUACAGUGUGGAGGGGCGGUGGGACCAGGUUCUGUGGAGUCCUGCCAUCAUCCUUGCCCAGAUAACUAGUCAUCCUGUGAACUGAGCCAGAGGUGCCUGGGAGGAAACAAGCCCCUGGCGGGGGCGGAGACUCCUUUUAUUCAUUUGUUACAUUCAUCCAAAUAUUUUUUAGUGCCUUCCACGUGCCAGGCACAGCUAGGUUUGCAAAUCUUGAGAAUUAAGUGGAUGUGAGAUGGUGGGAGCAGACCCAGAGGUAAGGAGGUGCAGUAACACCUGGGCCAGCUGGAAGAGUUGUGUGGCCAGCUCCACCCAGCCCUGAGGGGCACAGAGUUACUCAGGAGGUGCCUGCAAACUUGCAUCAGUCAGAAGUGGUUCUCGGGACUUCCCUGGUGGUCCAGCGGGUAAGACUCCCCGCUCCCAAGGCAGGGGGCCCGGAGUUGAUCCCUGGUCUGGGAACUAGAUCCCACAUGCUGCCAGAAGUCCGCAUGCCGCAACUAAGACCCAGCACAGCCAAAAUAAUUUAUAUAAAUAAAUAACUAUUUAAAAAUAAAGAAAGAAAGAAGCAGUGGUUCUCCCCAGAGGUGGCUCCCUGAAGUCUGGCCUUCAGGGGUCUGCUAUAAGAAGAACAGGAUUACAGCUGAGCCCCCUUACUAGGCUAAGGAGAGCGGAGUGGUGCUCUUCCUGGGUUUAGGUCAGUAGUUCUUAACCUUUUUUAAGGAUCAUAGAUUCCUCUGGAAAUACAAAGAUAACUGUGGACUUUCUCCUUAGAAAAGUAUGCUUGCAUAUACUUUUUUUUUUUUUGGCAGUGUUGCAUGGCAUGCGGGAUCUUAGUUUCCCCACCGGGGAUCAAACUUGCGCCCCCUGCAGUGGAAGCGGGGAGUGUUAACCGCUGGACUGCCAGGGAAGUCCCUGCAUAUACAUUCUUGCACACAAUUCAGGGGCUCAUGAAUCCCCAGAAGUGCGUCCUUGGUUCCUGAGUCUUAUGAGAAUCUCUCCUUUAGACCUGGAGUCUGAGCCUCUGCCAGGGCACUGCCUGCCAGGAACAGAUGAUUCAGCUCACUUUUCAAGGAGGAAACUGCUCCAUCAGAGCAACUGCAGGACUCUGCCUGCCCUCCCAGCCCAGGCAGGAAUCUGGGCUUGACCCCCAGAUUGGCCCUGCUGAACCCAGAGGCUGAUCUUGGGAUGAACCUCCCAGAAGCGGGAGUCUCCUCUCUCCCUACCUCUGAGAGGAAAUCCAGUAAAUCUGUGUCCAGCCUCAGCUGUCAUCCCUUUCCUCCACUUCCCUUCUGUUCCCCUCGCUGGGUCAGCUUGUGCUGGAAGGCUCUACAAAGGGAGCACCCUAAAAGUAACCCAUGUGUUGGGAAGUGAGCGUCAGACAAAGUCUGGACAUCAGCUGUGCUUCCUUCUUUUGCCUGUGUCGCCGGUGGCAGCAGCGUCAGAGGGAACUGCCAGAGCUAACAGAUGACUGGAGGGGAGGGGGGGCAGCCGCCAGCUUCCAGGGGCUGCGCUUGCAGCCUCCCUGCCUCAGGCACACACGCUGGUUGCCCUCCACACCUUCAGGUGCGCAGGUAGGUCUACAGCUGGGAUGGGGUGGGGCUCAGGGAAUACUGGGAAUGUUCUAUUUAUGGAGACAUGCACAGACUAAAGUAGAUGGGCAAGGAGCAGAACUAGCACAGAUACCAAGUAACCGUCUAAGCUUCGCCCGGCUUUCUGAUUUGACGUCUGCUUCCCUCACACUCCUGAGCUGUCCCUCCAGCCUCAGCUGUCCCAACCAGGAAGUGGGAAAGGGGCUGUGUGGGAGGCUUGGGUCCUUCCUUUCACAAGGACACAGGGGCUUGGGAGAACCUUUGGGCCCCCCUCUUGACCUAUUUGCCUUUGGAGACUGAAGUCCCCUUGAGAGGUGGUAACUGGAUGAGAACACUUCUUGAGUGUAGCGUUGGAGGGGAGGGAGCAAUGGAGGGGCUGAGGCUCCUGGUAGUAAGGAGGGGUGAGGGUGGAGAGAGAAGUGGCCCCUAUUGCCAAGGGGUCCUACCCUGCCUCACCUCUGCACCCAGGAUUCUGAGCACAGCCCCACUCAUGCAUUAAAGACCAUGGCCAGAAGGGGCCCAGCCCAGACAGGGUCCAGGCUCUCCUCUAUCACAUCACCCUGGCAGCCAUCACCUGUGAGAUCCAAGUGCUGACGCAGGGCCAACCCUUGAUGGCAGGGAAACAUGCCCUGUUAGCCCUGGGAAAUCUGGGGGCUGGGCUGUGCUCAGCCUCCCAGGGUUGGGCGGGAAGAUGGGAAUAAGGUCCCCCUCUCCCAUCUCCAGCAGUUUUCUGCCUCGCGUGGAAAAACUUGAACCUGGGCUUAGCAGACCCUUACAGAUCUGAUCCCUUCGUCCUGGGGGAACCAGAGCUCGCAUCCAGCUAUCCAGGGUCUGAGAGGUACCUCCUGCCCUUAGCUCACCUCUGAUUUAGAAACAGGGUUGGGUCUGAACCCUGAAGAAUCUGGACAAGGGGAGCCCUGACUUCUGACCCUCUCUGUGACCCAGCAUUUCCCUGCCCUGGGUUCUGAGGAAGCCCAUCACCCGCCACUCCCCACCCCCAGCAGCUUCUGAUGUCAGAGGCAAAUGAGGCCGCAUCAGAAGCACCGGAUGUCUAUUUCCUGUCACUGCACCUGCUCCAGCUCUGUCUCCCCUCGGGCCUGGGAUGCUGCUGUUGCCAUGCCAACAACAACAUUUACUCUCAAAGGGGCCGUUACCAGGCUGCAGGCCCCUUUGUGCCUGCCUCAAUGUCACUCUGAAAGUAUGACUUGCGGGAAGCAAAAGCCCAGCCCCUGGGACCCCUUAUUCCAUACAAGUUGACCCCCCUGCUCCCAGCCUUAGUUUACUCCUUUGCAUAGCGUAGUAAUGGGAAUCUCUGUUUGCAGCCCUCCCCUGGGCUGCCCAGGACCAGUCCCUCACUCUCUCGGGCUCCUGGCCUACCUCUCAGAAGAUGUCUGUGACCUGUAGUAGCCAUCAGGCUGCUUUGCUCAGAGGUAGCUGUCCUAAGCCCAGGGACCCCAGCCUUUCCUGGUCCAGGUGACCAACCCUAACCUGUGACUGCUCCUGGGCCCUGAGGCUAUCCCUUCUUUUCACCUGUGUCGUGGCCCCUUCUACUUAACCGCUGCAUGGCCUUUCCUUAACCUUGACUCUUGAGCUGGUUGCUUCCUGCAGUGGUCUCCUCUCUCCUUUUCCUCCUGCCAGUCCUACUGCAGGUCCUACUGGUAGCCCAGAACCUGGUGAGAAGCCAGCUGACCCCCGCUCCUGUCCAGCGGCAGGAGCAGUCUGUGAAAGGGGAGAGAGCCUCCUGGAUGCCUUCACCCGUGGGAAGAGGGCCACAGCGUUCAAAUCCUCCCACAGAUGUUCCAUAGCUUCCACUGCUAUGGAGAGGCGUGCAAACCGGGAAGCAGAGCCUUUCAACCAAAGAGCAGAGUGCAGCGCAGGGGAGAGCUACUGCGAGUGCAGGGGUAGGGCUGCUGUGGGGGACCAGGCAGGGCGCUGCCAGGAGGGGCUGCUGCAGGGUUGGAAGGGGUGUGACAUUCAGGUACCUCCAGUAAGGUGCUGGGAGGGAGGUGCUGAAGCAGAAGAGAGAGGAGUCGGUGUUUGGGUUGCCCUGAGAGUUGAGAUAUGGCCCAGGACUGGUUGGCCACCCCCCAUCCCCCUGGACUCGCAGGCACUCUCUUUACCCAGCUGAUCCAACUCAACGCUUCCCACUAUAUGGCCUGGUGCAGCCUCAGUUGUGAGGGGAGAAAUGAAACCAGCCCCAGCCCUUACCUGCAGGCCUCUAGCCCCAGACCCGGCUCUCUGCAGUGCUGCAGUGGCGGCCCACUCUGCCUGGAGCUCAACCAGUCGGCCUCGGGGGAAAAUCUCCUGCCAAGGCAGAAAGCUGUGGCCGAGUGCCCCGAGGGCUUGGACUUCUGUGAGGUGGGCCCCUGCAGUGCUCCAAGGUUGGGUGCUGCCCUCCCUCAGAACUGCAGGCCUCUCUUCUCCCCCGCUCGACGAAUGGGUCAGCAGCCGAAUCGGGCUGGAGCUAGACCUGCUGAGGGCCAGGCUGCUCGACCCUCUGAGCUCCACAUUAUGCUGAAAUCCAAGGCAGUGGCUGGAAUCUUCCAAGUGUCUGUGACCUGCCCCCUUGUUUCUGAUCACCCUGUAUGUUCUCUGGGGACUGGCUGGCUGGCCUCAUGGGGGUGGAGAGAGGGGUCCAAGGAAGUUCAGCUCAGCCCACAACCCAACUUAACAUUUUUUGUCUCUGUGAAUGGGGGACGAAGGCAAGGGGAGGAUGAACGGUCUCAUCUCUUCUUGCAGCUGAAACGGUCCAGCUCAGGCUACACUGCAGGGUGCAGCCAGGCCUGCGUGACAGGGACGCCCAGGUGUCACAGGGCUGUGGCUCAGCCCUGCUACCAGGAGUGCUGCCAAGCCUCAGCCUCAGGCAGCUGCCUCCAGCUGCAUGAGAACCUCCACUUCAACGGGGCCGCACCAGGGGCCACAAGGAGGCCCCUGCCCUGGACCCUGGCUGGCGCUCUGCUGCUGUUCCUUCGCUCAGCAGUCAGGGAGCGGCAGGCAGGAAGGUCCCAUAGGCCCUGCAAGUCCCCAGGCCCACCCCCAGCUCUGAUUCCUGUAGCUGUAUCUUUUUUUUUUUAAUUAAAAAAAAUACAUUUAUUUAUUUUAAUUUAUUUAUUUUUGGCUGCAUUGGGUCUUCGUUGCUGUGAGCGGGCUUUUCUCUAGUUGUGGCGAGCGGGGGCUACUCUUCGUUGCGGUGCGCGGCCUUCUCAUUGCAGUGACUUCUCUUGUUGAGGAGCACGGGCUCUAGGCGUGCGGGCUUCAGUAGCUGUGGCAUGUGGGCUCAGUAGUUGUGGCUCGUGGGCUCUAGAGCACAGGCUCAGUAGUUGUGGCGCACAGGCUUAGUUGCUCCGCGGCAUGUGGGAUCUUCCCGGACCAGGGCUCUAACCCAUGUCCCCUGCAUUGGCAGGCGGAUUCUUAACCAUUGUGCCACCAGGGAAGUCCUUGUAGCUGUAUCUUUAGUGAGAGGGAUUUAUCAAGUCCACAACUCUGUGCUAGAGGCUCCCAGGGCCUAGGCCUGAACAUGAUGCUCUCCAAGGGGACAGGGCCUUAGCCCCAUUCCCAAGGAGAGGCUGGGAUUUGUCUGGAAAAACAGAACAGUCUCCUAUCUGACCCCCAUCAAGUAGGAGGACCCCAAAGUCCUGCAGGGACAGUUUCUUCAUCUAUAAAAAUGCCCGGUCCCGUCUACUUUUCCCAGAUCCUCCCCAGACUUUGACACAAAGAGGGGGGCUGGAAUUGGGGUUCCCCUGCUUUCCUGCAAUGACCACCACCCCCUUUAUCUUUAAGGGUCUAAAUCAAUCCCCUUUCUCCUCAUC